Messenger RNA from Cylas formicarius (sweet potato weevil), 459 nucleotides. RefSeq lists its product as uncharacterized. The record is from RefSeq and is a predicted model, not a curated record. Bases 84 to 380 code for a protein of 98 amino acids. The transcript is spliced from 3 exons. NCBI's taxonomy places the organism in Eukaryota, Metazoa, Arthropoda, Insecta, Coleoptera, Brentidae.
CAGUCGAGCCGCUUAGAUGUCGCUGCAUCUGCUGAUCUAGGCGUUUUACCUAAUCAAUAUAUACGGAAGCUUUCAAAAAUGCAAUGUUCCAAACACUGCUCCAGUUAUGCUUUAUUAUUUCCUUUGCGGGAUUAAAUCCAGCGGGUGGUGAAGUAUUAUGGAAAAGGGGAAUCGACAAUUCAGUUCGAGGAUAUCUUACAGAGAGAACUUGCUGGUGGAACGAAGUAUGCAAAGAAGAAUUUCAAAGCCUCUUCCGUUGCAAAUGUCCCGAAUGGUCAUUUUGUAGAGCACCUGGACGUUACUAUAAUGCAUUUUGUUCUAUGACUUCAACUGGAUAUAUUUGGUCACAACCCGGACUGGACGAAAAAUCAAUGCAAUGAAUUUUCCAAAGAAACUAUUAUGUUAUUAUGUCAUAAUACAAAUUACGCAUAUCGGAAAUAUAAUUUAUGUUUUAACUUA